CAAAGUAUCUUCAAAAGGUAUAAUAAUAUUACUGUUAAGUUAAUAGUAUUAACUAUCAACAUCAAGAGCAAAACGGCAGGGCCUACUAGUUACUAAAUAUGUAAAUAUAGACAAUAGUACUGCGGUGUUUUUUUAUUAACGCGUUGUGACUUGUGAGGUACUCGUUUGAGAAUUGAACAUCGAUAUUUUUAAAACCUGGAAAUUUAUUAUGUACGGAUGUAAAGCCUACUUAAAUUAUUAUCAAUUAUGAUCUGCACGGUACUCUUGAAAACUCUGGUAGUUAAACGUGACAAACAGUAUUAAUACCUACGUUAUUCUAUGAUAUAUAUAACGUCGUUAGUUUUAAGGAAGUUGACGUUAAAUCGUUUUGAGUUGUAAGUAACGAAAAUCCACAAUGAGCGAUUCGUCGAAUAGUUCAGAGUCCAGGACUAAGCGAAGGAUACAAGAAGCUAAAAAUAAAGCGAGACCCGAAUUGAGCGAUAAAGACGCAUGGCACACUUUCAAGUAUGCAGACAAUUUUAAACCGUUUACCAUAGUGAACGAUAAUGUUGAACGUAUAAACGUGGAAAAUGUUAGCCCCGACGUGUUUGUUGAGAAAUAUGAACGACCGUACAAACCAGUCGUAGUUAGAGGACUUCAAAACAGUUGGAGAGCAACUCAUAAAUGGACAUUAGAGAGACUAGGCAAAAAAUACCGUAACCAAAGGUUUAAAUGCGGAGAGGAUAAUCAAGGGUACAGCGUCAAAAUGAAAAUGAAGUAUUUCGUUCAUUAUAUGAACAAUAACAAGGACGAUAGUCCAUUGUAUAUAUUUGAUAGUAGCUUUGGUGAUCACCACCGAAGAAAAAAAUUAUUAGAAGAUUACGAUGUACCUAUUUACUUUCAAGAUGACCUAUUCAAGUAUGCUGGCGAAAAGAAGAGACCUCCUUAUCGUUGGUUUGUUAUGGGCCCGUCUCGAUCUGGAACGGGUGUUCAUAUAGAUCCUUUGGGGACGAGUGCAUGGAAUUCACUAAUUAGUGGACAUAAAAGGUGGUGUUUAUUUCCUACUCAUACGCCAAAAGAAUUACUUAAAGUUACUUCCGCAGAAGGCGGUAAACAACGUGAUGAAGCUAUCACUUGGUUUAAAAUUAUAUAUCCUCGCACGCAACUCCCGACUUGGCCAAAAGACUGUGCACCAAUAGAAAUACUACAAUGUCCCGGGGAAACAGUUUAUGUACCUGGAGGAUGGUGGCAUGUGGUACUUAACUUAGACACCACCAUUGCGGUAACCCAAAAUUUUUGUAGUCGUACUAAUUUUCCAGUAGUUUGGCAUAAAACAGUACGAGGAAGGCCUAAAUUGUCCCGCAAAUGGUACAGGGUAUUAAAAAACAAAGAACCCGAGCUUGCAGCUGUGGCCGAUGCUGUUGAUUUAAAAAACCACACUGGCCUCGCUUCGGAUAGCUCUAGCUGUUCAAGUAGCUCGAGUAGUUCUAGCAGUUCUAGCGAGGGUAAUUCCAGCGAGGAAGACAGUGGACAAGAAUCUCUACAUGCACAUAAAAAAAGAUGCAAGAUAUCUUCUCCGAAUUGAAAUCCUAUGGGUAACUUAUUAGAAAUUCAAUUUUAAGGAAGUACAAUAAAGAAUUUAUGAUUCAAUAAUUGGGUCUUCGUUUGUAAAUAAAAGUGGAAAAUACUUUAUUUUAUUAA
This is a messenger RNA of Adelges cooleyi (spruce gall adelgid), 1680 nucleotides long. RefSeq names its product bifunctional arginine demethylase and lysyl-hydroxylase PSR (gene PSR). Gene Ontology annotation, cellular component: cytoplasm; nucleus. Gene Ontology annotation, molecular function: histone H4R3 demethylase activity; P-TEFb complex binding. Lineage: Eukaryota; Metazoa; Arthropoda; Insecta; Hemiptera; Adelgidae. The record is from RefSeq and is a predicted model, not a curated record. Bases 395 to 1564 code for a protein of 389 amino acids. The transcript has 7 exons. Gene Ontology annotation, biological process: phagocytosis.